AUGUAUCCCCUCAUGCCGGACCCAAGGAUAUCAUUCCAAUCAUUUCUAUACGACAACCCCAAUGUCGAAUUCAUCUGGCUACAAUUCAUGUCAUACACAUCAAACACGCUCGUCCGAAUCAUCCCCAUCGCCAAAUUCAAGAAAAUGCUCCAAGAAGACCAAUGGCUCGCCCUGACCAGAGCAGUCCUCCACCUCAUCCCAGGCGACCGCCUAGCUGAAGGCGCCAGCCCAAGCGGUAAAUUCCACCUCCGCCCAGACUUCAGCACCGCAUACUGCCAACACGGCUCAAACGGGACCCGCGCCGUCGUAAACGUAUACAGCGUAAACUCCAAGGGCGAACCACUCCCCGAAUGCGCACGCUCAAGACUGCAAGAACUGCAUCAAACUCUGCAAUACGAGAACGACUGCAGCAUCCUCAUCGGCUUCGAGGUAGAAGUCACAUUCCUCAAGCCAAAAUUCGACGGCAACCAGCUCGUCGACUAUGAACCGCUCAACACGCCCUUCCAGCAUUCGUUCACGGGCAUGGCUGCCGAAGACAGGCCCCAUAUCGAGUUGAUCGAGGCCGUGGCGCGAGCCUUGGCCUCCGUCGAUAUCGAAUUGGAGCAAUUCCACGCAGAAGCCGGUCCUGGACAGUGGGAAUUCGUCCUCCCGCCUUUCGAACCGGUCAUGUCUAUUGAGAUUCUUCUUCGCGCGCGUGAAACGAUCAUGCUGGUUGCGCAGUCGUUCGGAUACCGCGCUACAGUCGCAACACAGCCAUUCCCGCAACAGCCCGCGAACGGAUCACACAUCCACAUGUCCCUCAACGUAAUGGGUGAGUCGACAAACGCAGCAUCCGCAACCCGUCACCACGUCCAAGCCCAGCAGCACAAAGCGCAGAGCCAAGCCGCCCAUCGACAGAAAGCCGAGUCCUUCUUCGCGGGCAUACUGCACCACUUCCCCGCCAUCUUGGCCUUCGCUUUACCCAACGAUAUGAGUUACUCGCGCCUUGCGUCGGGGACAUGGAGUGGCGGCGAGUAUGCGGCUUGGGGCUGGGAGAAUAAAGAAGUAGCCCUCCGCCGGAUUGAAAACAAUCGCUUCGAAAUUAAACUCGUGGAUGGGUUUGCGAAUCCGUACCUUGUUCUCUGCGCAUUGUUGAGUGCUGGGAUUAUCGGGUUAAGGGCUGGGUUGGCGUUGAUGGGGGGUCCUUGUGAGAAGGCGGCGGCGCAGUUGUCGUUUGAUGAGAGAUGUAAGAUUGGGUUGAUGGAUUCGUUGCCGGAUCAUCUUGAUGCGGCGCUUGAUGCGUUGGAGGAGGAUGGGAGGAUUCAGUAUCUUUUGGGGCAGGGGUUGGUUGAUUCGUAUCUUGGGGUUAAGAGGGGGGAGGCGGAGGUUUUGAGGGGGAUGGAGGACCGGGAGAGGAGGUUGGUUUUGCUGGCGAAAUAUUGA
Messenger RNA from Penicillium manginii, 1422 nucleotides. Its product is annotated as FluG family protein. Bases 1 to 1422 code for a protein of 473 amino acids. The transcript has a single exon. Lineage: Eukaryota; Fungi; Ascomycota; Eurotiomycetes; Eurotiales; Aspergillaceae. Gene Ontology annotation, molecular function: glutamine synthetase activity. The record is from RefSeq and is a predicted model, not a curated record.